This is a messenger RNA of Mobula hypostoma (lesser devil ray), 4924 nucleotides long. RefSeq names its product COP9 signalosome subunit 8 (gene cops8). The record is from RefSeq and is a predicted model, not a curated record. Gene Ontology annotation, biological process: COP9 signalosome assembly; protein deneddylation. Gene Ontology annotation, cellular component: COP9 signalosome. Lineage: Eukaryota; Metazoa; Chordata; Chondrichthyes; Myliobatiformes; Myliobatidae. Bases 51 to 632 code for a protein of 193 amino acids. The transcript has 9 exons.
CGGAAGAGGAAACGUGGAAAGGAGAGGACGGCGGCGAGCGGUCAGCGAAGAUGCCCGCUGUGGUGAUGGCGGGCAAGUCUGUUGCGUUCAGCAAGCUUCUGGAGCAGUGCGAGACGCAGGAGCUGGAGGCUCCUGGUGGAAUAGCAACACCUCAGGUUUAUGGCCAAUUGCUUGCAUUGUAUCUUCUGCACAACGACAUGAAUACAGCAAGAUAUCUCUGGAAGAGAAUACCCCAAGCCAUCAAAACAGCUAAUCCUGAGCUGGGAGCAAUAUGGUCUGUGGGGCAGCGUGUUUGGCAAAGAGAUUUCCCAGGAAUUUACUCAGUAAUUAGUUCACAUCAAUGGUCUGAUACCAUCCAGCCUAUAAUGGAGGAACUAAGAGAUGCUACAAGACGACGUGCCUUCGGUCUUGUUGCUCAAGCAUACACCUCAAUUAGUGCCGAUGACCUUGCAGCCUUUGUAGGGCUUCCGGUGGAAGACGCUGUUAAAGCUGUAUUAGAACAAGGGUGGCAGGCUGAUCCUUCUACACGAAUGGUUGUACCUAAAAAAACCGAACCUCCUCCAGUACCACAGAUUCCUAAUGAACAACAGUUGGCCAGACUAACUGACUACGUGGCCUUCCUUGAGAACUGACAAACUACCAUCAACAAAUGAGAGAGAAAGCCCAGCCAUGUUGGUUCGUUGCCUUGAGAGUGACGGAGACCAGCAGAAAUUUCUAGCAGACUUUAACUUAAUCUUGAAUGUACUUGUAAAUAUCAAUGUCAUUAAAUUAAAGGCCCUCCAGGGACUAUCCAGUGUUUUCUACAAAGUAAUACUUCUUAUUCUUUGAAUCCCACUGACUGACUUUAGGGGAAGGCAACAUUAUGGAGUCUAGAACUUCCUGCUGUGUUUUGAGUUUAUCCUCUGAAUUGGACUGUUUAUUCAGAAAAACAAACAAAAAUCCACAUAAUACAGUCACGCACUUGGUUCUCUGUCUUGGGGCGGGGGGGGGAGGAUUUUUUUUCAUGAUGUGCAUAGUUAACAAGCUAAAUUAUACUAAAUGAGAAGGAUUUUUUUUCCUUAAAAGUUAUUCAUAUCUGGAUUCUAGAGUAAUGUGUAGACAUUAACUUUGAAUGCAUUUUGGAAAGCUCUACUUUGUAUUUUAUGCUGAUUAGCAAUGGAUUUAAUGUUGUGAAGCAAUACUUAAAUCUUUUAUCUUUGGAGGAUAAAGUUGGUACUUGUGUAUAGAGAUGAAAAGACUGCAUUCAGUCUAAACGUAUUGAGUGAACUUUCAGUUUUAACCUAUUGAGUGGAGACGUAACUGAAGUGGGGUGUUGAAAUUAACCAAAUAGUCACUACAAUCAAGCAUAUUUCAUGGAUAUUUAUGCAGAUGGCAGGAGGCUAGUUGAUUCAUUAGGCCUAAUCUCUUCAAAAUAUUUUCAGUUACCUCAAGUUUUGAUCAGGUGUAUCCAAAGGCAAGUAUGUCAUUACAAUUUCAACCAUCUUGGUAUUUCUGGUGUUUAUUCCAUCUUCCUAGUUUUUCCUCAUCAUAAGUAUAACAGACUUGUAAGAAACAGGAUUAGGGUUUAUAGCUGUCAAGAAUAUAAGCCCUGCACAAGAUCAGCUAUCACUCUUUAAACUCUAGAGAGCAAAGAUUUUAGUAUUUCAUCAUGGAUGGGGAUUUAUCUGCCACCACUUUUUAUAGUUACAUAUUUUACUUUCCUAGAUUUGUCAAUAACAGACUGUUAUGACACGUAGUUCCUUAAUCUAAUGAUUGAUUUGUUUUAUAAACAGUUGUGCUCAAGUAAUGGCAUUGUAGUGGUUCACUUGUAGCAACUUAAAUGCGGCCUGCUUAUUCUUAUUUUUAUUUUCUGUUUCAAAGCAAUACCGCUGUCUUGUAGUACUUUAAUCACCUGGUUCCUCAAAUUUCACCUUCAUUUUUUUCCACUAAAGUUGCAUGGUGAUAGCUUCUCAAAGAGAACAUCUCUGAAUGUGGGGAGUAAUUUCAGAUAAUCCUUACACUGUUCAGUGAGUUGAUGUAUGCAUGACUCACCAACGUAAAUCACUAUUUGGUUUCUGGCAUGGAAGCACAAACAUUUGUUAAAUUUUCUGUAAAUGAUGCAGUCAGAAGUAUUACACAUUUUUCGUUUGAGAGAUUACACUCGCACUGUCUGAGAGUUGUGUUGGACUCCUUUGCAAACUUAGUGGUCUGAAAGUUGAUGUCUGAAAAUUCUGACAAAAACGGUUUUGUACUGUAGAGCAACACACACAAGUAUGCUGGAGGAACUCAGCAGGUGAUGCAGCAUCUAUGGAAAUAAAUAAACAGUUGGCAUUUGCCCAAUUCCUAUCAUCUGUAAAUGUUGAGCAUAAAAUGCAUAUUAUCCAUUUUUAUGUAUAUAUUUGCUAACCAACCUCAAGGGGUGCUUGUGUUUAAGCUAUAGGCAUCUGAGUGGUGCAAUAGGCUGAAGAAAAAAUCAGGGGAGUUGUAGAGGAUUUUAACUGCACUUAAAUCAUGUUCAUUUAGAUAAUGAGCAGAGAGACAAGCAUCCUAAAGGUUCAGUGGUAACUAUAUUGUCAAACUAUACAUGUACAAUACAACUCUGAUAUUAAUCUACUCCAGAUAGUCAUUAAAUACAGAAAGACCAUGGGUGUUGAUAACAGAAAAGCCAUUAACUCUCUCCCCCCCCCCCAAACCGGCAUGAAAAAGAAAAGAAACAAAACUUGCAGACCCCAAAAUCCUCCCCUUGCCUGCAAGAAAAAUGGGCGACAAUAGUGAAUCCUGACCCCCCCCACCUGCAGAACAAAAACAGCGACAGUAACAAUGCCCAACCCCCUCGCCCCCAGAUGAAAGCAGCGACAAUAACAAUCCCAACCCCCUCAUUUGCAGAAAAGAAGGAUAGUAACAAUCCCCGACCCUCUCAGAAAAGUUGCAACAAUAGCGAUAAACCCCCACCCUUCCCACACACAAAAAAUUAAUGGAUCUUCAACCUGCCAGUUGUCCACAAGAAAGAAAGCACUGAAAAACUGAAGGAAACCAAUAUAAAGUACAGUCCAAUAAUCCCAUAUAUCUUAGAAUAUCGAAAACAUUUUUUUGUCUGCAUACGAGAAGAGCCACACAGGCCCAGUCCUUCCAUAAAGAGUGAUUGCUGACCAGGGUUCGAACUUGCCAAUCCGGAUGCUGACCACCUCUGUUGGGAGCCAUCGCUGUUCCCUCGAUGCUUCAACCUUCGCAGCUUCAAGAUGGAAUCCCACAUGACCCCACACCACUAAGCCACCAAGGCUAGUUUCUCAUUAAAAGCAGUAGAGACUUUGACCAUCUCUACUAAAUGUUCUCUUAACCUGCUCUGCUUUAAGGAUAGUAACUUCAGUUUCAAAGCAGUCUCUGCAGGCUGAAGUCUUUUGUCAUGUUUGUUAUAUUUUGUCCUUUUUAUGGGAAUUACAACCUCACAGUGAAUUUGACAUCCUGAAACCUGGUACUCAGUUGUUAAACCUUUAGCUCAUGCUGAGGCCUAAUGAAUGCUUUAUAAAAAGAGAAAAUGAUGAAAAUACUCAGAUCAGUCCCCCUCUGUGGGAAAGUAUGGUAUGAAGUGCUGAGUAAUUAGCAUUUUUCUGCUGUUAUUUUACAUUUCCAGCAACUGCAAUUUUAUUUAAGUUUUUUCAAGUAAAAAUGAUGACUCCAUUUUUUAUUUAAAUAGGAUUUCAAUUUGUGAGCAAAGACAAUCAGGUAUUUCUGUUAAUGCAUCCCUCUUAAAAUUGUUCAAUUCAUUUUAUAUUUAAUUCUUACAAUGAAAUGCAUCAUUCUGUACUUUUGUCUAUAAAUUGUGUCACCUACUGUAUGUAUCUGCUCAAUUCAAGUCUGUUUUAUCUACAGUCUUUCAUAACCUGACUUGUUACUGAGUUUCAUGUCAUUUGCACUCUGCAACUGUGUCCUUUGUAACCAAGUCCAGAUCAUGGGUACCCAAAAGAGAAUUAAUCUUAAUAUCCCUUUACUCGUGUUGGCUUUAGUUUUUGUAGCCUGCAGUAGUACUUUGUCAAUAAGUCAAUAUACCUUGCAUCAGCCACAGAAUCCUUAUUAACACUUUUGUAACUUAAUUUGAGUAUGUCACAUUUGUCAGACAGAACUUGUUUUAGUCGAUUCCUGCUAACAUUAAUUUAUUUCUGAAUCUCAAUUCAUUCUGUUAAAAUUCCCUAAAUGCCUAUUCCACAGCAGUUAUUGAUGUUGCAGCCUUGUUGACAGGUUUAUCCACCUCCCUUUUUAAAACCCAUGUGACAUUUGCUGUUCUCCAUUAGCAAAGCAGAACUCUUGACAGGCUUAGCAGCAAAUAAAAAGAAGGUGGCCUCCGGCAGAUCAGCCAUUUUGAGAAGAGCUGUUUUGAGAUGGAAGUACUGCUGUUGAGGUCAAAGUGUCAACUUUUAAACGCCAGGCUUCACUGAGGAGGGUGAGCAACAUUAAGAGUUGAAGAUGUCAAUGAUGGUGUCGGAGACAGUUUCCUGAUGGUCUGCAGUGGUGUCCUCUUCAAGGGUUUCUCCAGUGUAACGGCUCCAACAAUCUUCUGAACCUCUUCAAGCGAUGGUGCCUCAAGAAGAUGACAUCCAUCACUAAGGAUCCUCCCCAUCGGUGAUGUGCUCUCUUCUCGUACCCCCAUUCGGGGGAUGUGCAGGAGCCUGAAAGACCGAUGCUCAACAAUUCAGAAAUAGCUUCUUCCCUAUACCAUUAGAUUUCAUGAACACUAACUUGUUAAUGUACAGUAAUGUAGAGUUAAUGUAACUCAUUUUUAAUACACAGUAUUUCUCUUUUUGCACAUUUUAAUAAUCUAUUCAAUAUAUGUAAUUGAUUUAUUAUUAUGUUUUAUUUUAUUUAUUUAUUUUUCUCUGUCUGCUAGAUUAUGUAUUGCAUUGAACUGCUGCUGCUAAGUUAGCAAAUUUCAUGUCACAUGCCGGUGAUA